This is a messenger RNA of Heterocephalus glaber (naked mole-rat), 4781 nucleotides long. The record is from RefSeq and is a predicted model, not a curated record. NCBI's taxonomy places the organism in Eukaryota, Metazoa, Chordata, Mammalia, Rodentia, Bathyergidae.
GCCCCGGCCGGUCCCGAGCGGCCCGUGCCACCCCUCCGCCGGCGACGCCCCGGGCCGCCCGCCACCAUGGAGCUGGAGGAUGGUGUGGUGUACCAGGAGGAGCCCGGCGGCUCCGGGGCCGUGAUGUCAGAGCGGGUGUCCGGCCUGGCCGGCUCCAUCUACCGCGAGUUCGAGCGGCUCAUUGGGCGCUACGACGAGGAGGUGGUCAAGGAACUGAUGCCACUCGUGGUGGCUGUGCUGGAGAACCUGGACUCGGUGUUCGCGCAGGACCAGGAGCACCAGGUGGAGCUUGAGCUGCUGCGGGACGACAACGAGCAGCUCAUCACCCAGUACGAACGGGAGAAGGCGCUGCGCAAGCACGCCGAGGAGAAAUUCAUUGAAUUUGAAGACUCUCAAGAACAGGAAAAAAAGGAUUUACAGACCCGAGUGGAAUCUCUAGAAUCUCAAACAAGACAACUUGAACUCAAAGCAAAAAACUAUGCUGACCAGAUUAGCAGACUUGAAGAAAGAGAAGCAGAACUGAAGAAGGAAUAUAAUGCAUUACAUCAAAGACACACCGAGAUGAUCCAUAAUUAUAUGGAACACUUAGAGAGAACGAAACUUCACCAGCUGUCAGGGAAUGACCAACUAGAGUCCACGGCUCACAGUAGGAUUAGAAAAGAGCGCCCUAUAACAUUAGGGAUUUUCCCAUUGCCUGCUGGAGAUGGGCUGCUCACUCCGGACACUCAGAAGGGUGGCGAGACCCCAGGCUCCGAGCAGUGGAAAUUCCAGGAUCUGAGCCAGCCUCGCUCGCACACUAGCCUGAAGGUCAGCAGUAGCCCCGAACCUCUGAAGGCUAUAAAACAGGAGGUGAGAAAUGGUAUUUCAAAACAUUGUGCAAAGGAUGAACUUUCUGAUGUUAGCCAAGGUGGAUCGAAAGCUACUACUCCCGCAUCAACAGCGAAUUCCGACGUGGCAGCAAUUCCCCCCGAUACUCCCCUAAAGGAAGAGAGUGAUGGGUUGGCAAAGGGCACAGACUCCCCAGCUAAGUUAGAGCUGAGCAAGCACAUUGAAGUGCAGGUCGCCCAGGAGACUAGGAAUGUGUCCACAGGCUCUGCUGAAAAUGAAGACAAGUCAGAAGUUCAAGCAAUCAUCGAAUCCACUCCUGAACUGGAUAUGGACAAAGACCUCAGUGGAUUCAAAGGUUCAAGCACUCCCACCAAAGGCAUAGAGAACAAAGCUUUCGAUCGCAACACGGAGUCUCUCUUUGAAGAGCUGUCUUCCGCCGGCUCUGGCCUUAUUGGAGACGUGGAUGAAGGUGCAGAUUUACUAGGGGAAUAUUCUGACCAUAAUUUCUUUGGAAUGGGUCGUGAAGUUGAGAAUCUUAUACUAGAAAACACACAACUUUUGGAAACCAAAAACGCUUUGAAUGUAGUGAAGAAUGACCUGAUAGCCAAAGUGGAUGAGCUGACGUGUGAGAAGGAUGUGCUGCAAGGGGAGCUGGAGGCCGUGAAACAAGCCAAGCAGAAGCUGGAGGAGAAGAACAGAGAAUUGGAAGAGGAACUCAGGAAAGCUCGUGCCGAAGCUGAAGAUGCAAGGCAAAAAGCAAAAGAUGAUGAUGAUAGUGAUAUCCCCACAGCCCAGAGGAAGCGGUUCACGCGAGUGGAGAUGGCCCGUGUUCUCAUGGAGAGGAACCAGUACAAAGAGAGAUUGAUGGAGCUCCAGGAAGCUGUUCGAUGGACAGAGAUGAUUCGGGCAUCACGAGAAAACCCAGCCAUGCAGGAAAAAAAAAGGUCAAGCAUCUGGCAAUUUAUGCCAGCUCGUUUCAGCAGACUUUUCAGCUCUUCGAGCAGCACGACAAAGAAGCCCGAGCCGCCUGUUAAUCUGAAGUACAAUGCACCCACCUCUCAUGUGACCCCAUCUGUCAAGAAAAGAAGCAGCACCUUAUCACAGCUCCCUGGGGACAAGUCCAAAGCCUUCGAUUUCCUCAGUGAAGAAACUGAAGCUAGUUUAGCCUCACGCAGAGAGCAGAAGAGAGAGCAGUACCGGCAGGUAAAGGCGCAUGUGCAGAAGGAGGAUGGUCGAGUGCAGGCGUUUGGCUGGAGUCUGCCCCAGAAGUACAAACAGGUGACCAAUGGCCAAGGGGAAAAUAAGAUGAAAAAUUUACCUGUGCCAGUAUAUCUCCGACCUCUUGAUGAAAAGGAUGCAUCCAUGAAGCUGUGGUGUGCAGUUGGAGUUAAUUUAUCCGGUGGGAAGACCAGGGACGGCGGGUCUGUUGUUGGAGCAAGUGUGUUUUACAAGGAUGUUGCCGGUUUGGAUAUGGAAGGCAGUAAACAGAGGAGUGCAUCUCAGAGCAGCUUAGAUAAGUUAGACCAGGAACUUAAGGAACAGCAGAAGGAGUUAAAAACUCAUGAAGAAUUAUCCAGUCAGGUGUGGAUCUGCACCAGCACUCACUCGGCAACAAAAGUGAUCAUCAUCGAUGCCAUCCAGCCGGGCAACAUCCUAGACAGCUUCACCGUGUGCAACUCGCACGUCCUGUGCAUCGCCAGUGUCCCAGGAGCCCGGGAAACAGACUACCCUGCAGGAGAGGAACUUUCAGAAUCUGGUCAGGUGGACAAGGCAUCCUUGUGCGGAAGCGUGACGAGCAACAGCUCAGCAGAGACAGACAGCCUGCUGGGAGGCAUCACAGUGGUUGGCUGCUCCACAGAGGGUGCGACAGGCGCUGCUGCUUCCCCUAGUACCAACGGUGCUUCCCCAGUGACAGACAGGCCCCCAGAAAUAGAAGCGGAAAAUAGUGAGGUUGACGAAAAUGUCCCAACCGCUGAGGAAGCAACAGAAGCCACCGAAGGCAAUGCAGGGUCUGCAGAAGAUGCCGUGGACGUCUCCCAGCCUGGCGUGUACACCGAGCACGUCUUCACUGACCCUUUGGGGGUUCAGAUUCCCGAAGACCUGUCCCCGGUCUGUCAGUCGAGUAGUGACUCAGAUGUGUAUAAAGAUCCCAUAUCAUCAGUGCUGCCGAAUGAACAAGACCUGGUGAGAGAGGAAGCCCAGAAGAUGAGCAGUCUGCUGCCGACCAUGUGGCUGGGUGCUCAGAAUGGCUGCCUGUAUGUGCACUCAUCCGUGGCCCAGUGGAGGAAGUGUCUCCAUUCCAUCAAACUCAAAGACUCCAUCCUCAGCAUUGUGCAUGUGAAGGGGAUCGUGUUAGUGGCCCUGGCUGACGGCACACUCGCCAUCUUUCACAGAGGAGUUGAUGGGCAGUGGGACCUGUCCAACUAUCACCUCCUAGACCUGGGGCGGCCCCACCACUCCAUCCGAUGCAUGACCGUGGUGCACGACAAAGUCUGGUGUGGCUACCGGAACAAGAUCUAUGUGGUUCAGCCCAAGGCCAUGAAAAUAGAGAAAUCCUUUGAUGCGCACCCCCGGAAGGAGAGCCAGGUGCGGCAGCUGGCCUGGGUGGGCGACGGUGUGUGGGUCUCCAUCCGCCUGGACUCCACGCUGCGUCUCUAUCACGCGCACACUUACCAGCAUCUGCAAGAUGUGGACAUCGAGCCUUAUGUCAGCAAAAUGUUAGGCACUGGGAAACUGGGCUUCUCUUUCGUGAGGAUCACAGCUCUUAUGGUGUCCUGCAAUCGGUUAUGGGUGGGGACAGGAAAUGGUGUCAUUAUCUCCAUCCCACUGACAGAAACUGUAAUCCUCCACCAGGGACGUUUACUGGGGCUGAGGGCAAAUAAAACCUCAGGAGCACCAGGAAAUCGCCCUGGAAGUGUGAUCCGCGUCUAUGGUGAUGAGAACAGCGAUAAAGUGACCCCAGGGACGUUUAUUCCCUACUGCUCGAUGGCGCACGCACAGCUCUGCUUCCAUGGGCACCGCGAUGCUGUGAAGUUCUUCGUGGCAGUCCCGGGUCAAGUCAUUAGCCCACAGAGUGGCAGUGGUAGUACAGAUCUAACCAGUGACAAAGCAGGGCCCUCUGCCCAGGAGCCCGGCAACCAGGCACCCUUGAAGUCUAUGUUGGUCAUCAGCGGAGGAGAGGGCUACAUCGACUUCCGGAUGGGUGAUGAAGGUGGAGAAUCAGAACUUCUCGGAGAGGACCUUCCACUGGAGCCUUCUGUCACCAAAGCGGAAAGGAGCCACUUGAUCGUGUGGCAAGUGAUGUAUGGCAGCGAGUGAGCCUGGAAACAGCUGGAAUGGACACCGUCUCUUCUGCAUGGUUUCUUUUACCUUUCUCUCUUUAUUUAAUGCUCUUUUUGUGACAUAAGUUUCACCACAUAAGGUGUGAGCAUUUUUUCCUGUUAACUUUAUAUUACAAAACCUGUCCUGCCAUUCAGUAUGGAGGAGCUAGCUGUCCUGCCACACCAGUGUUAUAGGCAAUGUCAGUAUAUUACGAACAAACCAGAGAACGUUGAUUUUCUGCAAACUGGUGGGUUACAGGAAAGCAACCCGAUGUGCUUGCCCGGCCACAGUCUCGUGUCACUCACUCACUGGAUGGGUCACUUUUUAGCUGUCACUAAUAAUGGAAUUGAUGGGAAACAUUGAUAAAUGAAACUGUGCCAUUCAGUACAAUAGCAAGAGUUUUCCCCAGUGUAUUAUAAAAUUGACACACACUAAUAGCAGAUGGGUCAUCAGGAUUUAUCUAACUGUCCCAAGAGGGCUAAAAACUAACUGUAAAUUAACUUCACUUUCAAAUCUGACAAAUCUUGUUUAUAUGGUAUAUAAAACUUUGUUUUCAUCAGAUUUUAGGGGGGUUUUAUAUUAAAGAAAUUAAGACUACACUAUUUAAAUAAAAAUUUCCUGUUUCUGUUUUA